AUGUCAACGACCACUCAGCUCAACUUCAGUGCUGGAGCUUUGAAUUCGUUCAUAUUUUCUUCACUUUUUGGCAGAAUUUUCGCCAUUUCUGUGUGUACAAACUACCAACUCUACACGAGAGAAUACCAAACUAGAAUUGAUCGAAAGGAAGACCCGACCUUAUCAGAUGAAGGUCCUCUCCCUGCUAUCACUGUCAUCGAGAUAAAUUCCAGUUUUAAAAGCAAUUCUGCUCCACCAUGACCGGACGAGAUUACAAAGCUUUCCUAACGCAUCACAGGACUGGACCAAAAGAAAUUGGUAGAGCUUAUGAAUCAGAUAAACUGCUCAUUCGCAUGACACAAGGCCUCGGAAGCAGCCGGUAUGUCACCCCAGACUACGAGAAGCUCAAAGCUCUCACGCUGGAAAAGAAAAUCACCGGCAACAGAUCCUUGAUAAAGGUUAACCGCCUGGCAGCCAUCUCCAAAGCUAGCCAAGAGAGCAGCCUCCUGAAACAGCAUCGGAUGGUAUGGCAGAAAGAAGUCCUACGCCUCGACGCCGUUCGCAAACGAGCCGAAGCAGAGCAGGCUUUGGUUUUCCAGAGCGGCAUGUCCGAGAAAUCGUCCAUUUCGAUGUUCAUGCUGGAUGUAGAAGAUCAAGAGCUCGAAGCCAGAGCUCAGUUGAAAGAUUUUAAGGCUUCAACCGUGGACCCUAUCUGGACUCUCCGAGAAGACCUCCAAGCCUGGUUGUCCGAACAUUCGAUCCGGCUUCGUGAUCGCUCACCCUCGACUGAAAAUCUCACGGAGCAACACGCCAAAAUCUCUGAAACCGUAGAGUCUGUUUACGAACAACAGCAGGCUAUACUGGACCGACUUGGACACGAACAGCUCAGCUUAGAGCAGGAUCUGAACUCAAACUACUUGAGAAGUCUCUUCGCCGGUGCUGAAAAGUGGGUGGUGGAAGGGGUUCCGGUAGAAGCGCAGGUCUUAGUUUGUCCCGAUAUGGAACUGCGAGAUUCGGUAUUGUCCGAGUUUGUAGUGUUGGACCAGAAGUAUCUGCGGAGACUCAGAGAGCUGGAUAAAUUGCAUCCAGAUGUUUUGAGGUCAGACACCGGUGGUUGGAGCGACCAGGAUCAUUUUGCCUUCCAAGCUAUCUUAGACCAGUACCCACAUGACCUGUCCAAUAGGAGAGCUCUCUACAUCAACAGGUUACGCCGUCAGCUUCCACACAAAACACGAGCAGAUGUGGUGGCUCAUGAAGACUGGACUUUGAGCGACAGGUUCUACACAGAGCACCGUCGGACCCUGAUUAACUGUUGGGCCAGAGACAAACAGGAGCUGUAUGACAAAGCAGUAGCUGUGUUUGCUGAUGCCUGCCUCGCUCAGGAACUGCAACAAGCUACGGCCAUCAACAUCCAGCGGCAAGAUGAGAUAUGCAAGGAACUUGCUCAGAAAGUGCAGAGAUGGCGAGAGCAGAAGCUUGAAGCCAUGAAGUUGGAGGACGAGAUGGCGUCACAACGACGACAGCUUUUUGAGCAGCAGAGGAUCAAGGAGCAAGAGGCCGAGAGGAAGAAAAGAGCACUUAACAAACAGAAGUUGGACGUCUACCACACUAAGAUGUUAAAAGAGCAGGAGGCUAGGGAGCUCGAAGGCAAACAACGUCUGCUUGAGCUUCAAGAAGCCAUGGCCCAACAAGCCCAACAGGAUAAAGAAAGAGUCGCUUAUCGAGAAAUGUUGAUGGAGGAGCGCUUGCAGAAACAGCAGGAGGAGAGAAUAAGGGAAGCUGAGGAAGACAUAGAACGAGAACGACGACUAGAUGCAAUAAGACAAAUGGUUGAAGUACAUGUUCAACAUGACCCCCAGAGAGUCUUCCAAGCCACCAAGGCAUUCAAUGCACAUCUUGGCAUUGGAGUUGAUGAGGAUAUCAACAUACAGAAGCCACUGUUUGAUGCCAGAGGGUUUACUUCAGAACAGGUAAUGGCCGACCCGCGUGUAAAGCUUGAGGAAGCACUGCGUAGAGCUGGCUUACACCAGAAUCCCUACGCGAGAGUGAUGUUAAAGGACGUUAAGCCACUGAAGCCUCCAAGAAAAGACCAAGAAUCCACCGUCUUCAAAGACGUCGACAAGUGAAGUCACCAAGGCAGUAAGUCUUCCCAAAGCUAUACGCCAACAAUUUUCUUUCAGAAGCUUUCUGUUAGU
Asterias rubens (European starfish) is the source of this 2174-nucleotide messenger RNA. RefSeq names its product coiled-coil domain-containing protein 148-like. Bases 237 to 2105 code for a protein of 622 amino acids. The record is from RefSeq and is a predicted model, not a curated record. NCBI's taxonomy places the organism in Eukaryota, Metazoa, Echinodermata, Asteroidea, Forcipulatida, Asteriidae. The transcript is spliced from 11 exons.